CAGAUUGACCAGCCCUGACUCAGUCUGCCAGCUCCCCACCUGCCAGCGUCUGAAAAGGAGCAGCCCAGCCCACAUGCCGCCUCCCGCCCCUGACUUCCCUUGAUAACAAACUAGAAACUGAAACAGGGUCGGGAUGCCCGGCUUGAAGUUGGAGAUGAGUCACCAUUCAGAGCAACUGCAGUAGCUGCGAAGUGGCGGCAGAGAGGCAGGCGUGAGCCGGGGGUGCAGAGACAGGCAGCGCAUCUGAGAGUCCCCACGGAGCAUGGCAGGCAGCCCAGAAAUUGUGGCCAUGGACUGUGAGAUGGUGGGUUUGGGUCCCCACCGGGAGAGUGGUCUGGCUCGCUGCAGCCUUGUGAACCUCUACGGCACCGUGCUGUAUGACAAGUUCAUCAGGCCCGAAGGGGAGAUCACGGACUACAGAACCCGGGUCAGCGGGAUCACUCCUCAGAACAUGGCAAUGGCCACCCCGUUUGCCGAGGCAAGGAAAGAGAUCCUGUUGAUCCUGAAAGGCAAGCUGGUGGUGGGUCACGACCUGAAGCAUGACUUCAAGGCACUGAAGGAGGACAUGAGUAGCUAUACCAUCUAUGACACGUCCACCGACAGGCUGCUGUGGCACGAGGCCAAGCUGGACCACUGCAUGCGCGUCUCCCUGCGGGUGCUGAGCGAGCGUCUCCUCCACAAGCGCAUCCAGAACAACCAUCUCGGACACAGCUCAGUGGAAGAUGCAAGGGCAGCGAUGGAACUCUACCACCUCUCCCAGCGAAUCCGAGCUCGCCAAGGGUUGCCCCGCCUGGCCUCGGCGUACUGAAGCUGAUCCAGUCCCCUCCCCAGGGGCUUUCUUCAAGAUGGCAACUCUUGCUUUUGGAAAGUGCAUCUUUGGUAGUAAAAUGGAUCUAUAUUUUGUCUAUUCCAUGA
Sciurus carolinensis (gray squirrel) is the source of this 915-nucleotide messenger RNA. RefSeq names its product interferon stimulated exonuclease gene 20 (gene Isg20). NCBI's taxonomy places the organism in Eukaryota, Metazoa, Chordata, Mammalia, Rodentia, Sciuridae. Gene Ontology annotation, cellular component: nucleus. The transcript is spliced from 4 exons. The record is from RefSeq and is a predicted model, not a curated record. Gene Ontology annotation, biological process: DNA catabolic process; negative regulation of viral genome replication; RNA catabolic process. Gene Ontology annotation, molecular function: nucleic acid binding; exonuclease activity. Bases 263 to 808 code for a protein of 181 amino acids.